Messenger RNA from Stylophora pistillata, 1790 nucleotides. Its product is annotated as neuropeptide FF receptor 1. The record is from RefSeq and is a predicted model, not a curated record. Gene Ontology annotation, molecular function: G protein-coupled receptor activity. Gene Ontology annotation, cellular component: membrane. Gene Ontology annotation, biological process: G protein-coupled receptor signaling pathway. NCBI's taxonomy places the organism in Eukaryota, Metazoa, Cnidaria, Anthozoa, Scleractinia, Pocilloporidae.
CUCGUUCAGGCUCUCAACAAAGAAAGAGAGCCAGUGUUUGACUUGAAAAUCUACUUCAGUACAAGUUCUCCCUGACUGUUGCUUGUAGACCCCUGCAGUGCAGACGAAGAUAGUGCAGCAAACCAUUGUGGUCUGAAAUUUAGUUGGAGCUAACGUAAUCGUUUAUCAUCUUAAUUAAAGGAUUAUCAUUAGGUUCUACUGAUCAGCCAUGUCAGACUCCGCGGAUAUCUCUACCACUGUCGUGUUGGCCUUUCUCAUUGUGGUAGGAAUCAUUGGAAACUCUUUGGUUUGUGUUGUAAUGAUGAAAUACCGAGAUAUGAGGGUUCCAAUAAAUUAUCUCCUUGUUAACUUGGCAGCUGCAGACAUCAUGUUCGCGACGUUUAUCACUCCUCAAUACGUGCUAAGCCAUGCGUUCUCCCACCCCAGCGGGAUGACUGGUACACUUUUGUGCAAGUUAUUGACAGGUGGAAACUUCGCCUGGGUUGGGGCGGCUUCCUCUGUCUUUACCUUGGUGAACAUUGCCAUCGAACGAUAUGGUGUGGUGAUAUAUCCUCAUGGAAACAGAUGGAAGCUCACUCCUCGUAAACUCAGGUUUUUAAUUCCUGGUUCCUGGGUUUUCUCCUUGAUUGUAAACUUCCCAGUGUUCCUAGUUGUGGACAUUGACGAUAAGAUUGGCGCCUGUGUAAGAAUAUGGCCAAAAAAAUGGAUGCCCCAGGCUUACAAUGUUGCGUGGUUUGUUGUCAUGGCAAUCAUUCCCCUGACCGUGAUGGUUGUGCUGUAUUCAAGAGUGGUGUACAGACUUUGGUUUAAAUAUACACCUGACGACAGUGAGCAUGGGAAUCGACAUAAGGGACUGCAGAAGGUACGGAAGCGAGCCACCUUGUCCGUCCUUGUCGUCAGCAUUAUCUUUGCGAUCUGUUGGAUUACAGAUUCCAUUGUCUACAUCGUGAGCCACUUUAGCGCCGAGAGCUUUGGUCCAGCGGUGUAUUCUGUUUCUAACACGAUGAUCAUGUUUAACUCUGCCGUCAACCCGUUUGUUUAUGGUCUGGUGAACCGGAGAUUCAGAGAUAAGAUUAAAAUCAUGUUUGGAGGAGCUUCUUGCGUCAAGGCCGAAUCAAGCGAGGAGACUGAGACCGAGGGCAUGGAAAUGAGUGGCAGUGUCGUGAACAAUUCUAAGGUAGAAGAGAGGCAAAGAAAUAGUUUUAAAAGCAGUGCCUGUUAGGUAUUCUGGAAGUUUGUUGUUAUAGCCUUUCAAGUACUGCAUGAGAAUUGCUUUUUGUGUUUAUGCCUUUGGUUUCUAGAUUUUCAUCUAAUUAUUUGUUAACGAGCAUUUUUAAAAUGUAACUCCUUCUGUGAAACUUUUAGGCCACAACAUAACUCCUCUGUUGAUAAAUUCAGUUGGUAACAAAAGCAAACACCGAUUGGCCAUAAAGAAACUGAUGAGUAACUAUAGAGGGACUUUGAUUUUGAUAAAAGAUAAAAUAUCACAACUUUAUGUGCUUGACUUCAACAGGAUGUAUAUCUUAUUAGACGUUUUAGGGUGAGUAGUAUCGCCGAUUGCUUUUUCGAGUCGUGUCGUAUUUUGACGAGCCCGCAAGCGAGUUAAAGUACAAACGACAAGUCAAAAUAUUUAACCAUGCUACUCACAAACGUAUGGUGCACCAAAGUGGACCAAAAGGCCUUUUGGAAAUGUCCCUUUUCUAUUUAGAUCAAUAAGUCGAGAUUUUUGUACUCAAUAUAGAAAUAUUUUAUCUGUUUGAAGUGAAAAUACACAUUGUGGUUGAAAAGUA